AAUCAAAUUUUAAGAAGCUACAUUUAAGAAAAGGGCGGAGUUUAUAACUCUGUGGCUGUGGUAACUGGUGACGACCGAGUAUUUCGAGCCGAGACUAAGACAACAAUAAAACAAGUCAAGUUCAUCUGACAUCGGAUACAACAUAUUCUGACACGCCAAAGCCAACAACAUCAGCGAAUGUGUGCUUUCUUUCUCGUCAUGCUGAUGGGUGACACGCGUCCAAUAGUAGGUGCUGCAGCCUGACUGCCCGUACUGCCCUGGUCCCCAGUGUCAGCCUGACUGCCCGUACUGCCCUGGUCCCCAAUAUCAGCCUGACUGCUCUUACUGCCCUGGUCCCCAGUGUCAGCCUGACUGCUCAUACUGCCCUGGUCCCCAGUGUCAGCCUGACUGCCCGUACUGCCCUGGUCCCCAGUAUCAGCCUGACUGCUGGUACUGCCCUGGUCCCCAGUAUCGCCUGAGGCUUCCCCCCACACUAUGGACCUCAACCUUGGGUAGAGCAGUCCUACACACCCCUGGAGGAACACUCCACCCUCUCUCCUUUCCUCCCUCUUCCCCCUCCCCUGUCUCUGUCCUUCUCUCUCCUUGUCUCCUCCUCUCCUCCUGUCCCUCUCCAUCCCUCUCUCCUCCAUCUCUCUCCUCCAUCCAUCCCUCUCUCCUCUCUGUCUCCCUCUCUUUCUCCAUUCCCCUGUGUGUGAUGAUGGCUGAAGGUACAGAGUCUCUACAGGCCAGUGUAAACUCUUACUGGGCAGCUUCUCCCAUCCACGCCUCCGCUAUGUCUGACGAGGAGACCGAGGGACAGGUCCCUGAUGAGAUAGACAGGGCCCCUCUCCUGCCCAAGCAGCAUCAUGCAGGACCCCCAGGGGCCACCGGGAGGCCCCUAGCCUCCCGCCACUGUCCAGAAGACUCGUACUGUAUGGUGUACAUGAUCUUCUUCCUGUUGGGCAUCGGCUCCCUGCUGCCCUGGAACUUCUUCAUUACGGCUAAACACUACUGGACCUACAAGCUGAGCAAUAAUACUGAUGGUGAUGGAGAGGAGCCUCGCUCAGAUCUUAGUGAGUACUUUGAGAGCUAUCUGGCCAUAGCCUCCACUGUGCCUUCGGUCCUCUGUCUAGUCCUCAACUACCUACUAGUUAACAGGUUGUCCCCAGCGGUGCGUAUCCUGUCUUCUCUGCUCAUCAUCUUGGCUGUUUUCAUAGUGACCACGGUCAUGGUCAAGGUGGAUUCGUCUGGCUGUAGAGAGCAGUUCUUCUUUGGGACUUUAGCCAGUGUUGCUAUGGUCAGUGGGGCAUCCAACCUCUUCUCUGGCUCUGUGUUCGGGAUCAGUGGGCAUUUCCCCAUGAGGAUAUCACAGGCACUCAUAUCAGGCCAGGCUAUGGGUGGUACUAUCAGUGCAGUAGCCUCCAUAGUGGACUUGGCAGCAGCUAAAGAUGUGACUGACAGCGCUCUAGCUUACUUCCUGACAGCUGACGUCUUCAUCCUUCUCUGCAUCAUCAUGUACCUGCUGCUGCCCAAACUGGCUUACUCACGGCACUACAUGCUGGCAGCAGAGUAUAACAGGUCAGAGUCUCUACCAGAGCCCCGUGGUGAGCCGGACGGCCACGAGGGGGCACCAGCCAGCACGGUCCCCUCCGUGUCCAUCCCUCCUCUAAAACCCAUCCUUCAGAAGACAUGGCUCCUGGGUCUCUGUGUCUUCUACGUCUUCUUCAUCUCUAUAAUGGUGUUCCCUGCCGUCUCCUCUGGGAUCCAGUCUGUUAACCAGAAGAGUGGCAGCCCCUGGACAACAACAUACUUCACCCCCAUCACCAGCUUCUUCCUCUACAACGUGGCUGACUUCUGUGGUCGUCAGGCCACUGCUUGGCUGCAGGUUCCAGGCCCCACCAGUAGAGUCCUCCCUGCCCUGGUCCUCUCCCGGACAGUCCUGGUGCCUCUCCUCAUGUUCUGCAACUACCAGCCCAGAGACCACCUUCACACGGUCCUCUUCAACCACGACCUCUUCCCUGUCUUCUUCAUCUGUCUCCUGGGCAUCACCAACGGGUACCUGGGCACCUUGCCCAUGAUCUACGGACCCAAGGUGGUGCCACGGGACCUGGCGGAGCCCGCAGGCGUGGUGAUGAGCUUCUUCCUGACGUUGGGACUGGCUGUGGGAUCGGCCUUCUCUGUGUUGAUAGUACACUUCAUCUGAAGAUGAGACAGGAGGAGGAGAAAGAUGGCAAAUCCAGGCUGACUUCUCCAACAAGCUUGGUCUCACUGCAGAAUCCGACAUUUGUUCAUAAACGUAAAAUUGCAAAGGUUAAGUUUAGGCAUUAACUCUGAAUGGUUAAAGUUUGGGAUUAGGGUUAAAUUUUUUUUUUACUGGGAUUGAACUCAUGACCCUCGGUGCCGAAGCUCACGGCAUACGCCCAUCCGCCAUCCCAGUCCACAUGACCCUCGGUGCCGAAGCUCACGGCGUACGCCCAUCCGCCAUCCCAGUCCACAUGACCCUCGGUGCCGAAGCUCACGGCAUACGCCCAUCCGCCAUCCCAGUCCACAGCGGCCUACUUGUGAUUGGUUGUUCCACAACGCCCUACACUCACCGUUGUUCCUACUGGCCCGUUUUGAAGUCAUCUCCUGACGUCCUGCUUACCUUGGACGGACGUCGAAUUUCACAGUGGAUCUUGAGCGACCUGGCUGGACUUCUCUGUCCUCAUUAGUCCACUGUAUCUGAGGAGGAGUAAGGCCCAGAUUCAAUCAGAUAAAGCGAUAGCUGACACCCACGUAAAUCUAUGGAUUGUUUUUAUGAUUUGACUAAAGGCAUUACACAGUUGGUUCAGUUCUCUCCAUGUAAUAUAACAAGUCAUCUACAUUUCCUGUUUUGAUAGUUUCAUAAUAAAUGGUUGCAGUCCU
Salvelinus namaycush (lake trout) is the source of this 2883-nucleotide messenger RNA. It is a transcript of the gene slc29a3, whose product is annotated as solute carrier family 29 member 3. The record is from RefSeq and is a predicted model, not a curated record. The transcript is spliced from 11 exons. NCBI's taxonomy places the organism in Eukaryota, Metazoa, Chordata, Actinopteri, Salmoniformes, Salmonidae. Gene Ontology annotation, molecular function: nucleoside transmembrane transporter activity. Gene Ontology annotation, cellular component: plasma membrane; Golgi apparatus. Bases 695 to 2182 code for a protein of 495 amino acids. Gene Ontology annotation, biological process: nucleoside transmembrane transport.